AUGCCUCAAUUAUGUCGGCUAGGACAAGCAGACUACGCGGUUGAUGGGCAUUUUUUGAACUUGGCUCCCUCGAGCUCAAAACUCCCUGCUGAAAGACUGAGGCUGAGGAAAUGGGAACAGGAUCACCCGGGAGGCUCAGUUAACAUUCUAUCAGGAGGUUCAUCUACCGUCAGCAGCCAGUCACGAUCGGGUCCCUCCUCAGUGACUGUAUUUCAGUCUUCAGGCAAGGUCGUCGCAUCCAGUGCCGGGAGCAUGACAAGUUUGAAUCGUGUUCCGACUCUCUCGGGCGGCUCUCAAGGCUCGCAUUCCUUCGAGUCCAUAGACACAAGGAUGGCACCGGAGAUGGAGGCGGCACGUCUCUUGGAGGAUGAUGGCACUGGUAUCCUUGUAGCUCCCUCUGGCUCACAGUCACGGUUGAGUUACCAUUGCCUGUUCUACAUUCUCGGGUGCGAGGAGGAGCUCGAUAAUGUCGAGCAAUGGAAAGUGCAUCUUCUGAGUCAUUUUAGAACGCAUCCGCCGCCAGAGACUGUUAGCUGCCCCAUUUGCCGCCAGGUCUUUGAGGGGCAAAGUGCUUGGGAUUCUAUGCUCGACCACAUAGUCGAGGGCCAUCAUCAGAACGGACAAACGCUGGCCAUGUACAGGCCGGAUUUCGAGCUGAUGCGGUAUUUGUAUCGCUUGAAGAUCAUUACUCAGGCUCAGUUCAAGGCAAUAGAAUUCCUGCCACCAGCCAGUCCUACCUCCCAUCAGCCUCAAGGCGCUAUUCGAGCAAGCAUUGGCACCUUUGAUGAGCCCCUCUAUGCUCCAUACAACCGACGUCGGGAACAGAGAAUGCGAGAGCAACGCCGUGGUAUCGGCGUUGCGUGA
Messenger RNA from Paecilomyces variotii, 864 nucleotides. RefSeq lists its product as hypothetical. The transcript is spliced from 2 exons. The record is from RefSeq and is a predicted model, not a curated record. The coding region runs from base 1 to 864 and encodes 287 amino acids. NCBI's taxonomy places the organism in Eukaryota, Fungi, Ascomycota, Eurotiomycetes, Eurotiales, Thermoascaceae.